Messenger RNA from Myodes glareolus (Bank vole), 792 nucleotides. RefSeq names its product group 10 secretory phospholipase A2. Gene Ontology annotation, biological process: lipid catabolic process; arachidonate secretion; phospholipid metabolic process. Lineage: Eukaryota; Metazoa; Chordata; Mammalia; Rodentia; Cricetidae. Gene Ontology annotation, molecular function: calcium ion binding; phospholipid binding. The record is from RefSeq and is a predicted model, not a curated record.
AUGCUGCUGCUGCUGCUGCUGCUGCUGCUCCUGCUAGGACCCGGACCCCGAGUCAGCGAGGCAACCAGAAGGUCACAUGUGUACAAGCGUGGGCUCCUGGAACUGGCAGGGACCUUGGAUUGUGUUGGUCCUCGAUCACCAAUGGCCUACAUGAACUAUGGCUGUUAUUGUGGCUUGGGUGGCCAUGGAGAGCCACGUGAUGCCAUUGACUGGUGCUGCCAGCAUCAUGACUGCUGCUACUCUCAAGCUCAGGAAGCUGGCUGCAGUCCCAAAAUAGACCGCUAUGUGUGGAAAUGCAUUGAUCACCGCAUCCACUGUGGACCCGCAGAGAACAAAUGCCAAGAAGUCCUGUGCAAGUGUGACGAGGAGCUUGCAUACUGCCUCGCUGGGACAGAGUACCACCUGAAAUACCUCUUCUACCCCUCGCUUUUAUGUGGAAAGGACUCACCCAAGUGCCACUGACAGGCUGGUCUUGAAAUGUUCGUUUGCCCACAGAAAUGAACAACAGCAUUCAAUUUCUGCAGGAGGUAGUGGGAGCCAAGUGGUAAAGCCUCAUGCUUGCUUUCUCCCUCCAUUCAGGAACUCAGGAGUGUGAGCCUGUGGAGCUGUAGUUUGAUAAGAGCUGAAAGUCUUGGUCUGUUUCAUACAACUCCCAUUGUGCUGGGCUGGGCCAUGUGCUGUCUUCUAAUCACUGUUGGUGGCUGGUGGUCAGUGGGAAUGAACUCCUGCUCGAGGCCUGGCUGUAAGAAGAUUGCUGCAUGGUACACCUAGAAAUUGUUACUGUAAUAAAAA